This is a messenger RNA of Megalobrama amblycephala (Wuchang bream), 2459 nucleotides long. RefSeq names its product G protein-coupled receptor 101 (gene gpr101). Bases 766 to 2055 code for a protein of 429 amino acids. Gene Ontology annotation, molecular function: G protein-coupled receptor activity. Gene Ontology annotation, biological process: G protein-coupled receptor signaling pathway. NCBI's taxonomy places the organism in Eukaryota, Metazoa, Chordata, Actinopteri, Cypriniformes, Xenocyprididae. Gene Ontology annotation, cellular component: membrane. The transcript is spliced from 2 exons. The record is from RefSeq and is a predicted model, not a curated record.
AGUCACCUACAUCUUGGAUGCCCUGGGGGUAAGCAGAUAAACAUCACAUUUUAAUUUUUAGGUGAACUAUCCCUUUAAUGUUCAAUGUUUGUCAUGUGACAACUAUAUCAUACUACUCUGAAACAAUAUUUGUUGCAUAUUGUAUACUAUUCCACACACUAUUCUUAAAAGAAUAGUAGACGGUAUUUAUUUAAUUAUUUUACCUUCAACUACAUUCAUUAUUGAUUAUACAGCUUACCCACUGGAUGUGAUAAGCACGGUUAUUUUUUUGUGGAAGGUUUGUGUGUUUAAGCGCGUUCAAGAACACCAACAACAGCGUUACAGUCCUAAUAAUGAGCAGAACCCGUGUGGUAAUAACAUGUAACCGCUGUCUGUCACACUGCUGUAUGUGCGCCACCGCAUAGCCUACAGAAACCCACGGCGGUUUAUUAAAAUGAUAUCUGCUCUGACAAGACAAGCAGGCGGCUGAUUGAUCAUUCUCCAUCUCUGAAUGAAGUCCUGCUCACACAGAGGCGAGAGGACGCGACUGCCAUUGGUGACACUGAGGAGACUAAAAUGGGAGAACAUCACUGGAGCCCUGUCAGUGAAGAGAGAGACACAAAGGCGACUGACAACCGACAGCCAUUCGAAAAGAGCCGAACGGAUGCUUUUCACUGAUCGUCAUACGGCGUGAACAGUGGCUAAACAGUCAUCAGACCUUCAGGCUGGUGUUGGUGAUAUCUGAAAGACUCCUAAUGUGUUAUCUCCCACAUUGUCUCUGUCAACAUGCCCACCUUUCCACCUCUGGGCAGUAACUCCAGCACAGUACCCUGGGACCCUGGCGCGCCCCUGGCGCCGUCUCUGGUGAACAGCACGGUGAAGAUGGUGCUCAUAUCAGCGAUCGUGUGCACGUCGCUUUUUGGAAACGUCGUGGUGCUUCUGGUAUUCCAGCGCAAGCCACAGCUUCUCCACGUCGCCAACCGCUUCGUGCUCAACCUGCUCCUGGCCGACCUUCUGCAGACGGUGCUGGUUAUGCCCUUCGCCAUCGCCGCCACCGUGCCCGAUGUCUGGCCGCUGGACUCCCGCCUGUGCCAGGCCCUCGUGGUGCUCAUGCACCUGUUCGCGUUCGCUGGCGUCAACACCAUCAUCGUGGUGUCCGUAGAUCGCUACCUGGCCAUCAUCCACCCGCUGUCCUACCCCACUCGAAUGACACCUCACCUGGGUACCAACCUGAUCGCUCUCACCUGGCUUCUCAGCGUGCUUCAGAGCACUCCGCCGCUGUAUGGAUGGGGAACCAUCGAAUUCGACCGCCGCCACAAUGCCUGCACUGUUGUGUGGUCCUCGAGCUACUCGUAUUCAGCACUGGUGUCCGCACUUUCGUUCUGGCUGCCUGUGGUGAUCAUGCUUUGCUGCUACUGGAUGGUGUUCAGAGCGGCAAGGCGGCAGAACGCUCUCGUUCACCCCAUCCAAUCCAACCCCCCUCCGGAUUCCCAAGCAUCCUGUUCCAGCCCCCAAAGGCAGCAGCCCCAACCAGAGGGGCCGUUUUCGGCCACUUACCCCAUCAGGACCCGCCACAGACGCUUCCACUAUCACUGUAAGGCGGCACGAGUGGUGUUUGUCAUCAUGGCAUCUUACCUGCUCAGCAUGGGCCCGUACAGCGUCCUGAGCACUAUAUCCAUUUACUCCAGCACAGCAGUGCCGCCAUGGUUGUCCUCGAUGGCGCUCAUUCUCUUCUUCCUGCAGUGCUGCUUACACCCAUACAUCUAUGGCUACAUGCACCGCAGUGUACGCAAGGAGUUCCUGGCGCUGCUCUGCGGGCCGCUCUGUGGGCAGGGACGGAUCAGUCAAGGCUCCGCCGUGGAUAGCUGCUUCACGGUGACAGACGGGCGUUUGGCGCACACCCACCUUUCAAGCCAGACUACCCGUGUGUGCCCUCUCCGAACCUGGGAGGAAGGUACAACGUCUUCGUCCCCUACAGAGAGGAGGUCUAAAGACAGCCGUAAGGAGACCACCUCCAUCAGUCUGAGCUCAGAGAAAGGAGCUCACUGUACACAGCAACACCAACAAGCAACCUGAGGAAACACCUAAAGGCAAAUUCUGAACAUAUUUCUGUCAGUGUUGAGGUAUAGCUGUUUUGUUUCUGCAUUGGGCACAGUUUGGUACUUUCAAAUCAAAUACUGUGCCUUUAAACACAAGCUAUACACUGUAAACAUACGUGUUAGCUAUGGUAUGGACCUACUUCAAAAACAAUAUUAUACAAAAAUGGCAACAGAAAAGCCUAACAAACAUAGUUUCUUGGCAGGAACUAUGGAGAUGCAUGUCAAUGAUGAUAGACUGUUUAUCUUUUAGUCAGAAGUUACACUACUGUUCAAUUUGUAAUAAAUUAAAUCAAAAUAAAUACUUCUAUUCAGCAAGGUUUAUACAAAAAUAUUAAGCAGCAAAACUGUUUUCAGCAUUGAUAAUAAUAAGAAAUGUUUCUU